GAGGGCGGUUUAUGGUAGGUGACUUUCUGCCUUACUGCGUACUUCGGUUAACGCGUUCGAUUCACUGACGGUUGCGCGCAUGCAGUAGUCACCGCUGGACAGGCAGUUCACCGUCACAGAGAGUUCAUCGCACACGCGUAUUGUUUGUUUGUACUCGUUUCUUCGCGUGAAUUCGAAAAGAUGAACGUGAAACAAAUCAAGCAGUCGAUGCUCACAGCGACUGCCACGUCCAACAAGCGGGAGCUGUUCUUCCGCUCGGACGGCAGCAAGCACAGCGUCGAGAAUGGCAUCAGCACGAUGAGGAAGGAGGACCGUGACAUGCGCGAGCGCGAGAAGAAGGAGGAACCGUCGGCGGCGGCGAUGCAGCGCAGCAACAAGAGCGUCGACGGCUACGUCGGCUUCGCCAACCUUCCCAACCAGGUGUACCGCAAAUCGGUGAAGCGAGGCUUCGAGUUCACGCUGAUGGUAGUCGGUGAGUCUGGACUCGGCAAGUCUACUCUCAUCAACUCCCUCUUCAUGACAGAGCUAUACAACGCAGAACAUCCGGGCGCAUCUCUACGCAUCAAGAAGACAGUGCAGGUGGAGUCGACCAAUGUGAUACUGAAGGAGAGUGGAGUGCAGCUGCAGCUGCAAGUCGUUGACACGCCUGGCUUCGGUGAUGCCGUCGACAACAGCAAUUGCUGGCAGACGAUCAUCGACUACAUCGAGCAGAGAUACGAGGAGUACCUGAACGGCGAGUCACGCGUUAACCGCAAGACGAUGCCAGACGCACGUGUCCACUGCUGCCUCUACUUCAUCAGUCCCAACGGACACGGGUUGAAACCUCUGGACAUCGAAUUCAUGAAGAAGCUGCACGACAAGGUGAACAUCAUUCCAGUCAUCGCGAAAGCUGACACGAUGACGCCAGAGGAGUGCACCAGCUUUAAGAAGACAAUCUUAAAUGAGAUUGCUCAACACAAAAUUAAAAUCUACGACUUCCCAGACAUAGAGGAUGAAGAGGAGAACAAGACCAACAAAUCGCUCAAGGAGCGAGUGCCAUUUGCCGUCGUUGGCAGCAAUACAGUAAUAGAGGUCUCUGGCAAGAAGGUGCGGGGUCGACGGUAUCCGUGGGGAAUUGUCGAAGUUGAGAACAUGGAGCACUGUGAUUUCAUUCCUCUGCGAAACAUGCUCGUGCGUACGCACAUGAUGGACCUCAAGGACGUCACCAACAAUGUCCACUACGAGAACUUCCGCUGCCGAAAGCUCGUCGGCAUCACGUCCGACGGAAAGUCGGGCAAGAUUCCCAACAAAAGUCCGAUGAUGCAGAUCGCUGAAGAGAAGAAGGACCGGCUAGACAAGAUGAAGAAGACCGAGCAACAGAUGGAGCAAGUGUUUGAAAUGAAGGUCAAGGAAAAGAUGCUGCAGCUGAGGGAUUCAGAGGCAGACUUGCAGAAGCGACACGAGCAGAUGAAGAAGUCGCUGGAGCAGCAGGAGAAGGAGCUGGAGGAGAAGAGAAGGCAGUUCGAAAACGAGAAGUCGAUAUUCGAGUCGACGCAGAUCGACAGCCGCACCAAGUCCCUGGAGGCUGGCUCCAAGGAGAAUGCCCGCAAUGGCAAAUAUUCGACUUGGGGUGGUCACUCUGGUCCUGGUCGAAGCCUCGAGGGCAAGAAAAAGGAUAAGAAGAAGGGCUUCUUUUAACUCUUCCAUCGCCCCGGUGACGAUGUGCUAGCGACUGCGCUUUUCGCGUCUAUGUAUAUCAGACAAGCAGGUCACCCGUGCUUGUUUACUGUUUACCUGUAAUGGAGUAUGUGUGUGCGUCAGUGUGCGUACGUGCGUGCGUACGUGCGUGUGUGUGAUUGUGUGCACACGUGCAUGCGUGUGUGCGAAUAUGUGCGUAAAUGUGGUGAGGCAGAGAUACUCAUGUGCUAGAGUGGGUGAGUACGGGCAAUAGUUGAAGUCAUAUCAUUUUAUAAUCUGCUUGUUGAGGGAGCAUUCCGUGGUGGGGUGGGGGAAAGGGGUCUAGAUAUAGGGGAACACAAAGCACGCAUUCCAUUGCAGGUUGGCCGUAUGCAAGUGUUGGUGUACCUGCGUUUCUGCCUGCGCAUUAGUAUACUGCAAAAGCAUGGCUAUCAUUUUUGCCGACGUUCGUAUGAUUUGUUUUCGUUUAUGGCUGAGUGGCAAGUUUUGAGUUUCAGCAUGGAUCAAGUCGAUGAUAGAUCACAUUCUGUUAUUUGCUCAGCGUAUAGUGCGCGUUUGUGUAUCUUCCAGCCAUUCCGUGUAUGCUAUUUUUUGAUUUCGGUCCUCACAUUGUCGUAUCCAUUUCGCUUCUUUGUAGGAAGGUGUCGAUUUUUGGAACGAUGAAGAAACUGAAACAGUAAGGCCAGCCAGGCAGCAGAUAUGCCUCUCUAGCUGCCAGGUAACACUUGGCGCUGUCAUACAGGCUCUUACUCUACUGCGGUGACCUAACCAACGAACCACACUGUUAAGUACUGCCAACGUAGUUUCUGCUCUUUGUGUAUAUAUACUUUUUCCUAAUACGUUCUCGCCGAUGACAGGGCGCGUGGGUUCAGUGAUCGAAACUACCCAUAUGCUGCACCCGUCAUCGCAUAAACCCUGCUUCUCUCGUUUUCGGUAAAUAGUCGUAACGAUAGUGUAGUGGCGAGUGAGGUUUGUGGGGUAGGUCACCUAAGGAGAGCAUUUGUAGAGUGGAAGUUGCAUGACAUAUUGAGCUGAGAGCUGGAAGUUUGAAUUAAUCGGAAGAUAGAGAAAUAGCGAGAGAGCAUGCUUCCUUCUUUCUCUGCCCCAUGCAGAAUGAAUGCCGGUUAUAUAAGAGCCACACCGAGCAGACAGUAGAACUUCAGACCAGCAGUAAUGCUGGCGUCUGUCGGCUGUGGAUUGUACAUAGUGGUGAUGGCUUCCAUUCUUUGCUCUGGUUGUUCCAAAGAACCAUUCAUUGUUAUUUCGUUUUUAACAGAUACACCCUACCCUGCUGGCUUUUUAAACAAAAAUUUGUGUACGUUCGUGAUAUCGAGUCUUGUAAUCGAAUUCUUUGGAACAACCAGCGUACUUCACUUGGGCUCAGUAUUUAGAUGUAGACCACAAUUGCACCGAGCUCUCACUCUCUGCUGUAAAUAUAGGCUGGUUAACAAACUAACAGAUGUAUCGUGGCGCCAUCUAGCUUACUUGCGUGAGAACACAUUCUAAAAUCGUCUACGUAUGAUUGUCUCAUCGGCCCCUCUACUCACAUCUGUUGGUCCUCAGCAUUGUAUGUACGAACGCACGUGUCCAGCACGGAACCGCCACAUUUUGACGUCUACGUAGCGUAGAACGUCAACUUUAGAGAGUUUUAACAGCUGCAUGUGACUGACUUUGAUUGAUACGCACGCUGCUCAGAGAUGUGCUGUGGUUUUAGUUUCCGUGCUUCAAAGCGCGGCGUGGUUGCGGGAGUGAAUGUGACAGAUUUACGUGCUGGACGCGUGCGUUACUCGCAGUGAUGGGUGCAUUAAUUAGCGUGGAAUUCGGAAAUUGGCGAGAAAACUGAAUGGAAUUUGAUCGGUGCUUUUGCAUUUAUACUUGAUUACAAGCGAGCAGACGUCGGCGCUUAGUUAUAGACGCGCGUUACUGCUUUCUUUCAUGAACGUCGCUGUACGUGUUUUCGACCAAGAGUCUAGUUGAUGCGUUCUUAACAUAAGUUAAUUUGUUGUCAUGUUUCCUUCUCGUCAGUGUGUAUAAUCAAUUUUUGGCAAUAUGUAUGGUAUGAUCAGUGUUUUUUUGCUAUUUAAGUGAACGUUUUUUUGUAUUUAUUUCCCAUUGACGGUAAUUGUAGGCAGACGUGAGUUCACUGAUUAUAAGAUGUAGUUAGCAGUAUUAAUCACAACCAACAUUGCACUGCAUGCCAAUUCAUUGAUGUUCCUGUCGCGUGCCGCGGGAAUGUAGGUAGUGUCCCUCACAGCAUGUUCCUGUGUGUGCACGGCCCCUUCCCCACUAGUUUUAAGCAAAUUGCUUUGCGAAUCGGUUUCAUCUAAUCGGUCUGCUUCGCUGGAGUGUUCGGCUUUUCUCAUUCAUUUACUUCUCCCGUGAAUUUUCGCCCACAAGCAGUCCCGCUAUGACGCGUUCGAGCAAUCGGUUGUUGUGCGGGCGUGGGCGGAAGCUAUGAGCUUGUUAUCACUGCCUGUUGCCGUGAUACGUUGUUCGCUAUGGACACGCCACCUGCUGGCCAAACACAAGCCAAUUCCGGGAGAGACACAUAUCCUCUAGUGCCAACGCUGUGCCGGUCGCCGAAAGAGAACACCGCAGGACGCAAGCAUUCGAUUCGCCGAUGAUUUGGCGUGAGGAGGGUGCGCAUUCUGCUCUUCUUCCCUCGCGCGUGUUUCAACGAUUCAUUUCUUCAGAUGUACGUGUGAUUAUCCAUUCCUAGUGCUUAUCAACGCUAGGCUGUAGUAGUUGUAGGAGUAGUGAUAGUAGUAGGAGGAUAAGAGUGCAAUACGAUUUGCUCUUUUUUAAACACCCCGGAGAUGCCGCUGUUUUCUAUGUACUGUACAUUGCUGCGUCGUUGCAUACGGCUGCCUGCAAAGAUGCACACGGCCGGCGCUUGCACGCCCCGUGAAACUUCAAUUAGCUUCGAAUUUGGGAUGAGGAGCGGAUGCUGCGUGGAUGUAAGACUAAUGUUCUCCACGAGCGUGUAUACCAGCGCUAUCUCUCUCAGAAUUCCGGGUGCCCCGAUGAGACACGCAUUAGAGUCAUUGCGGUGCUUUUGUGUAACCAUUCACCUGACAGAGCAUGCCUGCUGUGUACACGCGCAUUGGUUUCACUGCACGGGUUUCUGAGUUGACGUAUCUGUCUGGGGUCCAUCGACAGUUUAGCCAAUUAGCGUUGCGAUGGUGGCGUUCUAAAAAAUCUCCAAGCGCCUGUGGUUAUCUCGCCCAGACACCUAGGUCAAUUCUGAUAUAUAAAGAUGGCGUUAUGUAACCGUGCGUGUCAGUUUACGGAAUGGUUUUCAAUCCAGUAAAGCCAUUUGUGUUUCACUUGGUGUUCUAUAUUCGUGAGAAUGAAAUGCGCAAUUGCGUCCUCCGGAUAAGAUGUAAUGUGUCCGGGCUUUCGAGCCCUAUCGUUAUAUUAUAUAUGCAUUCGUUCUGGAAAUUCCUUUAUCCAUUGAAUAUGUGUGAAAGAUUUCGUCUGUCGAUCAUCGUCGUCUUGUAAAUUCUAGUUCGAAUGCUCGCCGUCACGACAAGUUUUUAGAUUAUUGUUUAUAUGUAGACUCGAUAUGUUUGACAUGUGUAAAAUAGCAGAUGUUGUGCGUGUGUCUUCUUUAUGCGGUUCUUUCUUCCUUUUACUCGUCAUGUAUGCUGUUGUUGACAAACUAGUUCCUAUUACGCUAACAUCUAUUGCGUCCGUACGCGAAAUAUCCGACGGCAGUUUUCUGGAAAUCCCAUUUCGUGUGAUGACGGAGAGUGCUGCCGUGACACUUAACAGACAGCGUAAUGCCUAAUUAAGCAUGGCGUUGCUAAUUGUCAUUCCAGUCGCGCGCGAUUCUGAGCUCUUUUGUUGCGUCGUCAUCAGAACGAGAGAAUGUCAUCUUUGCGGAACAGACUUGAAUCGCCGUGCUUAAAUUGUUGUUAUCGGUUUAGUGUUUGCAUUACUACUUACGAGGCGAACAUUGAGGGGCCAUCAGUGCCAGGGUCAGGAAGAGUUCAAAUUAAAUGCAUUAAAAUAAAUACGGAAUCUGUAACCGUUGAUAAUAAAAGCCGAGUUCUAUCUUAAAUGCUUUCUGUAUGCAUUAAGUAUAAUAACAGUAAUGUUAAUAAACUGUUUGUAAGAUA
Messenger RNA from Priapulus caudatus, 5798 nucleotides. RefSeq names its product septin-7-like. The record is from RefSeq and is a predicted model, not a curated record. The coding region runs from base 181 to 1677 and encodes 498 amino acids. Gene Ontology annotation, cellular component: microtubule cytoskeleton; septin complex; septin ring. Lineage: Eukaryota; Metazoa; Priapulida; Priapulimorpha; Priapulimorphida; Priapulidae. Gene Ontology annotation, molecular function: GTPase activity; molecular adaptor activity; GTP binding. The transcript has 14 exons. Gene Ontology annotation, biological process: cytoskeleton-dependent cytokinesis; cilium assembly.